CAUUUGUUAGCAGGGGAGGGAUUGUCAAAAUGAAAAGAGUCUGUCACCUGUGAAGCAAGAGAUUUAGUUAAAUCCAUUCUUGCAGGUGAUCUGGAUUGCAGUAGACCAAUGAAAUUCUCCAGACCUUCUAAGACUUUUAUAGCUGUUAUCAUCUUUGCCAUUUUGAUCAUUAUUGCUGUUGCUACAAUUGUCGUCCUUGUUCUUGGUAAAAACACGUUAAGUCCCUUCCUUGGCUAUUAUAAUGGAUCCUUUAGGAUAACCAAUUUAAACUUCAAAGAUGAAUAUAAAAACAGACAGAGUGAUGGAUUUAAAUCAAUAUCAGUUCAAAUUGAAGAACUUCUUACAAAGACAUUUGAAAAUUCCGAUAUCAAAAGUCAGUACAAUGGAUCAAAAGUCACCAGUAUAAGCUCUGGGAGUGUUAUACCAGUAUUUGUGUUGAUAUUCUACAUGGCUAAUACUGUGAGGAACAAUGUAACCACUGAUUUUGUCAAGAAAGUAUUAACAGACAACAUGAAAAAUACAUCAGGAAACACUUUUACUGUUGAUCAGAACUCACUCAUGUUGUCAGAAAUGCCAGUACAAGUUGCACAAAAUAUACUUAGCACUGCUACAAACAUGAUCAUAACUACUACUGCCACCACUCAGAUACCAGAACAGAGAAGUACAGUACCUGUGAAGAAUGCUGAAACUACUUCAGCUGCUGCGAACACCAGUGCACAAACCCUCACAGUCCCCAGCUUGAUCAAAACUACAACUGCCACCACUCAGAUGCCAGAACAGAGCAGUACAGCCACCAGCUUGAUCAAAACUACAACUGCUACCACUCAGAUGCCAGAACAGGGCAGUACAGCCCCCAGCUUGAUCACAACUGCCACCACUCAGAUUCCAACAGGUACAGCUCCCAGCUUGAUCAGAACUACUACCACCACAACUCAGAUGCCAGAACAGAGCAGUACAGCAACUUUGAGGAAAACUGCAAGUACUGCUACUGAAAGCACCAAUGCGCAAACACUUACAGAGUCAACAAACAUUAGCAGCACUACGACCACUACAGAGAUUUCAACAACAUCCUCAAAUGUCAUGCCAGUCACCACUCUUCAGGCCGCAGCUGAAAAUUUUAAAGCUUGUGGUGUAGGAGGCCCAUCAGCAGUGGCAAACAGAAUAGUAGGAGGAACCAAUGCUGCUGUUGGCUCUUGGCCUUGGCAGGCUGGUCUGAGAUACAAUAAAUAUUACAUUUGUGGAGCCUCGUUGAUCAGUGAUACCUGGCUUGUUACUGCUGCUCACUGCAUUAUCUCACAAGUUCCAAGUUUGUUUACUGUAAUCUUAGGAACAAUUUUAUCAACGUCCUCAUCUGUGUUAUAUCUGGAAAGUAUUAUAGUACAUGAAAAAUAUACAAGAUCAACCUCUGGAAAUGACAUUGCCCUUCUUAAAUUGUCUAUUCCACUGAAAUUCACAAGAUAUAUUGGACCAGUUUGUCUACCACAGAUAUCCGAUAUCUUUGCUGAUGGCUUGCCAUGUUACAUCACUGGAUGGGGGACACUUUCAGAAGGAGGGUCUGUAUCUAUUACACUGCAAGAGGCUGAGGUAAAGAUCAUUGGUACAGAGACCUGCAACAGUUCCCAGAUGUAUAAAAGUAUGAUAGGGCCAUCAAUGAUAUGUGCUGGAUAUGUGGAUGGAAACAUUGAUUCUUGUCAGGGAGAUUCUGGAGGUCCUCUUGUUGCCAAAAAAGUUAAUGACACAUCAUGGUAUCUUAUUGGAAUUGUGAGUUUUGGAGAAGGUUGUGCCAGGGUAAAUAAGCCUGGAGUUUAUUCAAGGGUAACUUAUUUGCGGAGCUGGAUCACACAGAAGACUGGCAUAUAAAGCAAAUCUUCAGGAGUAUGUCAAGAAGUUAAAUUUGAGUGGUAUCACUAUACUCAAUCCUUAAAGGAAAACCAGCAAAUCAGAUAGAUGCACAAUAAAACUGUUCUGUAUCAAGCACACAUCCUUUUAAGACUCACAUCAUUUGUGACUCAGAUGGGCUUUCUGUUUUCUGGUACUGGGGAUGAGCCACAGAAGUUGUCUGAACUGUAUAUACAGCUUACUGUACACAUGUUA
Xenopus laevis (African clawed frog) is the source of this 2094-nucleotide messenger RNA. Its product is annotated as transmembrane protease serine 11D. The record is from RefSeq and is a predicted model, not a curated record. The transcript has 19 exons. Lineage: Eukaryota; Metazoa; Chordata; Amphibia; Anura; Pipidae. Bases 109 to 1860 code for a protein of 583 amino acids.